AUGAAUAAUCUAACUCAACUUGAGACCUAUUAUAAAUCCUAUUUUGACUAAUAAAAUGGGAUUGACUUUGUAAGCACAGAUGACGAUGAAGAAUAAUUCUAAAUAGAUGUUUAACCAAAAAAGAAGUAUUUUGAGACUAUCGAAGAAAAGAAACUAUAUAUUGAAGAAUACACAAAAAAGAAGAAGACCGAGUUGUGUAAGAACUUUUAAUUGACUGGACAAUGCAAAUUUGGAAACGAAUGCUCAUUUGCCCAUGGCUAUUCCGAGUUGUAGGCUAAAACUCAUUUACAUCAGAAAUACAAAACAAAGCCAUGCAAUAGAUAUUUUACUCAAGGGUUCUGUCCUUAUGGUAUAAGAUGCCAGUAUUUGCAUGAUGAAAUAAAAGACUAAUCAAGAUUCGAGAAAUUCUUAUAAGAAUCCUACUUAAACUAAGGUAUGAAGCCUUCGAUAGCUAGAAAGUACCUGAAUAACUCUGAAAGAUUAGACGUUUAAAGAUUUUAGCAAGUUCUAUAAAAAUUCAUCAACAAGGGAUUUAAUGUUGAAUUGUACAACAGACCAAAAUUCUUUAUAUAAUUAGAAAAUAAAAAACAAAAUUGAUUUCUCAAUUCUGAACUUUUAUAUAUGUAUAUAUUAUUCAAUUAAAAAUCUGAUAUCAUAUUA
Molecule: messenger RNA, 660 nt
Organism: Paramecium tetraurelia
Lineage: Eukaryota; Ciliophora; Oligohymenophorea; Peniculida; Parameciidae
Exons: 4
Molecular function (GO): mRNA binding; metal ion binding
Source: RefSeq, a predicted model, not a curated record